AUGACAGAUACGGGGACGGUUCCGGACCAGUUCCCCACAGACACAGAGGGGCAGGCCGAGCAUGGCUACUGCUCCUUUUUUGUUAGGGCGCUGUACAAUUAUAUUGCGCCCGACAAGAACAUGCUCACGUUUCGAGCUGGGGACGUGAUUGAGGUCUUGACGCAGCUUGAGAACGGCUGGUGGGACGGUCUGCUGGACGAUAAGACGCGCGGAUGGUUUCCAUCGAACUAUGUGGAACUGAUAUCCGACGAAACUGCGGCAACAAUGCUCAAGCCGCAGCGUAUGGCACCUUCGCCGAUCGAAAGCGUAGCCACCUCGACCGCGACCGAGCAGCGUCUGUACCCCAUGGCCGAGUCGGCCUGUAAGCAGAUCCGGGCCCUGAUCGAACUCACUCUGCCGACGACUCAGUUGAAGCACGCGCCAAGCUUGGAAGAUACCGAAGCGCGUGUCGAGUCCUUCUUGCGCAACACGACCCUGGCUGUGCACGACGUACGCCAGUUUCUCUCUUCUUCGGGCUUGUCAGAGGUGACGCGGUCCAGCCCGCAAGUUUUGCAAAAGGACGAGCGCGCAUCUCUCGAGAUGAUUCGUGCGUUUGCCCAAGAGGUAGACCGUGCGCCGCCAGUCCUCAAGGUGCUGAUGGGAGAUGCACAGCGUUCAAUGGCAGGGAGCCCUGCGACAUCGCGGAAUCUGAACGAUACGCUCUAUGCGCCCAAAGCGCUGUCGUGUGAGCAAGCAACUUGGCAGCGCUCGCUGCGUGAUCUGCUCGAGCACGUUGGCUCCAUGCUCAUUCUCUUUGACAGAAUUGACUUAUCGACGUCGCUGGGCCAGCUUGCGACUCCGCAAGUCGGCGACGAUGACACGGAGAAACUUGGACACCAUUUCUACCAGCAGUACGCUUCUGCCAAGCAACGCAUGGCGAAUUCCGCCAACAGCCUAUUGGUUACAGCUCAAUUUACGCCCGGGCGUGAGUACCACGACAAGUUCGACGAAAAGUUCUUUGUCACAUUCCUCACUACCUACCGCUCAUUUAUGACCACCAAGGAAUUCAUCACUCUCUUGAUCGAGCGCUUUCAUACUCCUGCACCGGAAGGGUUGCCGGAAGAGGAGCAAGCACGUUGGGCAGAGCUAAAGCAACUGACCGUUCGCCAGCGUGUCCUGAAAGCGCUGAAAACUUGGCUUGAAGAACAGUACUUGCCACAGGAUGCGCCUGUGUUGAGCACCCUCUCCAACUUUGCAAACUCCGACUUGGAAGACCAAGACAUGCAAAGCGAGCGGCAGCAGCUUCUGCGUCUUAUUGGGUGCUACAAGUACGGUCUGGACAAGUCGGGUCAAAAACCAAGCAUUACGAUGCCAGCGCCGGUGCCUAUAUUGCCUCCCAACAUGCGAACCGCUGAGCUGAUGGAUAUGGAUCCCCUGGAGAUUGCCCGGCAGCUUACGUUGAUCGAGAGCAAACUCUUUUGCAAAAUCAAGCCAAUCGAGUGUUUAGGCAAGGCAUGGUCGGGCCCUCUUUCGAAGACCAAGGCUAAAGGCAUCACCGAUACCAUUGCCAUGUACAACAAACGCUGUCGCAUGUUGAACAACUUCUCGUCCAUGUGGGCCAUUCUGUCCGGUCUGAACAGCACUUCUAUUUUCCGCUUGCGCCGUACCUGGGAUCUCCUAGGCUUCCGGACGAUGAAAACGUUUGAGAGAGCAAAUGCGAUCACCCUUCCUCAACACAACUUUGCCGCAUACCGGGAACUACUCUGCAAAGUAACCCCCCCUUGCGUCCCCUUCUUUGGAUUGUAUACCAAGGACCUGACCUUUAUUGAAGAUGGAAAUCCCGACACUCUCAUCUCUGACUCGCGGUUAAUCAAUUUUAACAAGCGCAAACUACUCGCCGAAGUUAUUCUGGAAGUCAAGACUUUCCAAAAGACGCCGUACAAUUUCAUGCUCGUCCCCACGAUUGAGCGCUACUUGGAUGCCCAUUUGGUGUGCCAAAGCGACGAUCAAGAAAGGUACCAACGCAGCUUGGAGAUCGAGCCCCGUGAACGGUAUGACUCCGACGAGCUCACACCUAGUUACGCAUCGGGCGAGGAAAGCUUUUCCAAAAUGCUACAGGACAAUGGAUUCCUCUAG
This is a messenger RNA of Malassezia japonica, 2115 nucleotides long. It is a transcript of the gene CDC25, whose product is annotated as cell division cycle- protein. NCBI's taxonomy places the organism in Eukaryota, Fungi, Basidiomycota, Malasseziomycetes, Malasseziales, Malasseziaceae. The transcript has 6 exons. Gene Ontology annotation, biological process: positive regulation of GTPase activity; Ras protein signal transduction. Bases 1 to 2115 code for a protein of 704 amino acids. Gene Ontology annotation, molecular function: protein binding; guanyl-nucleotide exchange factor activity. Gene Ontology annotation, cellular component: plasma membrane. The record is from RefSeq and is a predicted model, not a curated record.